Messenger RNA from Sander lucioperca (pikeperch), 1889 nucleotides. RefSeq names its product actin-binding Rho-activating protein-like. The record is from RefSeq and is a predicted model, not a curated record. Gene Ontology annotation, biological process: positive regulation of Rho protein signal transduction. Lineage: Eukaryota; Metazoa; Chordata; Actinopteri; Perciformes; Percidae. The transcript is spliced from 2 exons. Gene Ontology annotation, molecular function: actin binding. Bases 235 to 774 code for a protein of 179 amino acids.
UGGCUGUUCGGAUCUUCUCUAGUAGGCCACUGGCCGAGACAGAUGUCCAUCAGAGCGGUUUUUUCCUUUGGACAGAUAAGCAUCCGCACUCUUGCUACUGUCAGCAGUGUUGCAGUAUUGUUAAGUUGUUCUAUAGUUACAGUGUAACCACCUGAUUGUUUUUAGCACUUUGGCUACAAUGAAACAUUCUUGCAGGAGAAGUGAGGUUCGAGUCAGUGUGGGACAUAGACAGUGAUGGGUUGGGACAGCCAGAUCACCACCAUCAUGGAAACUGAAGAUGACAUUCUACAUCCUGCUCAGUUUAGCGAUGACACUGCAGCGUGCUUUGUUUCUGUAAAAGGCUUAAAGGAGAACUGGCAGAAGUGGUCUGACGAGCACCGGGAGCACCAGAAGCUCAACCCCUUCAGUCACGACACUAGGCCGUGUGUGGUGGUCCCUCAGAGGGGGCAGGACCACUAUGGGAGACCCCUGCAGGGGUCCAUGACGGAGCAACGGGGGAAGGAUGCUCACACACAUAUCAGCAGAGAGGUUGAGGAGCUGUGUGAAGUGAUAAGGAACAUUGGAGAGCCAAGAGACAAAGAUGGGGAUGGAAGCGGCAGCAAAGGCAGAGAUAUCACCGUGGAAUUUGGGAAACUGUUUGAGCAUUAUGUGACGAUCUCUAAUAAACUGGUGGGGAUUCUUCUAAGGGCGAGGAAGCAGAGGCUGGUUGACUUUGAGGGGGAGAUGCUGUGGCAGGGGAAGGAUGACCAUGCAGUUAUCACUCUGUUGCAGUGAUCAGAAACUUGGAUUGGUGUUUAUGCCAUGAUUCAUGUUACAUACACAGUGGCAAAUAUGGAGCUACUUUAUGGCAGCACUCACUGUGGUAUUCAGAUAGCAGGGGGGCUGCAGUAAUUGUGCCUUAGUCAUGUAAUGGCACUCUUGUUAAGAAAAAAAAAGAUAGGUCUAUCAGUGGAUGAUAAUUCACAGUACCUUCCUGAGGAGUGCACAUUAGGCUUACUAAUGCAUUUUCUCCUCAUGCUAAAAAAACACACAAUGUACUAAAACUGUUUAUAAAGUGCAGACAGUGCAAGAUACAUGCAGGGGCUAGAAAAAGUCAUGUAAAAACCUGAAACGAAUGCAGUGACAUAGUUAAUCACAAUAGCAAACGUUACAAAAUUUGGGUCAUAGCAGGUGAAAUGCCAAUUAGCAGCAUUUGUCAGAAAGCAAAGUGAUUAUCAGCAUGUUGGCACAUGAGUUUUCAAAGCAUUUAACAGCACUUAAAAAAGGCCAAACUGGUUGUACCUAAAAUGCAGAUGCAUCAGAAUCAAUCAAAUGAUUAAAUAGCAAAUAACAACAAAAUUCAUAUGUCAAAGUGAAUGAAAUCAUGAUAGGAUAUGCACAAUUAAAAGUAAAACACAAAUAAAGAGAAACAUUGGUCAUACUGUAUGUUAAAACAGAUAUAAGACAAAUAUACUUUCUGUAUGGGGGGGUUUAACCUAAUAUAUGUUCAUAGGGUAACUUAGUUACUUCAAAAACAGUACAUUUUCAUGUAUUCACAUAUACUACACAUUUACCGUGUUGCUAAAAUAGGAUCUUAGCUGAACAAAUCCUUCCCUAUAUUUCCUUGCUAGCUUUUUAAUGUGGGGAAAGUGGUGGAGUGAGCAGCUGAAAUGAAGUCAGAGUGGUUAAUGAGUCUGAAGCAAAUCCAAAGAGAACAUGAGGCUGCCUGUGACAGACAAUAUGGUGCUAUAGGAUGAACUUGAUCUGACUUGGCUUGGGUACUUCGGAGCAUGUAUUUAUUACAAGUCUGCUUUGUAAUUAGAGAACCUUGUUACAGUUGAAACUUUGUAUACCUGCAACACACUGAGAUAGAUGUACAAUAAACUACAAAUGCUGCUUUAAUGAAAUGA